AUGACUUUGGCGGUAGCAGAAACAUUUACAUUUUCUCAUCUAGCCUAUUUGGUAUUUGAAUCUGUCUUACAGGUUGUAAUCAUUGCAUUAGCAGGUUUCUGGAGUGCACACUCUGGACUAUUACCUAAAUCAUCUCAAAAGAUUAUAUCUCUUUUAAAUGUCGAUCUCUUUACACCAUGUUUGAUCUUCAGUAAAUUAGCAAAAUCAUUAUCCAUGGCAAAGAUCAUGGAAAUCGCUAUUAUUCCAAUAUUUUUUGCAUUAACAACAGGUAUAUCUUUUUUAUCAGGUAAAAUUAUGUCCAUGAUUUUGAAACUAGAUAAAGAUGAAUCUAAUUUCGUUGUGGCAAAUUCGAUAUUCGGUAAUAGUAAUUCAUUACCAGUAUCGUUAACUUUAUCUCUAGCUUAUACUUUACCAGGUUUAACUUGGGAUCAAAUUCCAAAUGAUAAUAGAGAUAAUGUUGCAUCAAGAGGUAUAUUAUAUUUAUUGAUCUUCCAACAAAUUGGUCAAAUGUUAAGAUGGUCAUGGGGUUAUAAUAAAUUGAUGAAAUGGUCUGGUGAAAAUACAGAACAUAUGCCACCCUCUCAGAUUUUAGCUUUGCAAGAAUCUGGUGGUUCGAUUCCAUCACCACCGUCUUCAUCAGAUUCUAUGACAAGACCUCCUUCAACACCGGAUUCUAUUUCAAUGUCUGUAGAACCAACUGAUAAUGAUAAUGAUUCUGACAGUCUAUUAGCUAAUUCUACUGAAGGGAAUAGUACCAUUAGAUAUAAAUCAUGGUUCCAAGUUGUUAUGAUAUUCAAAAAGGUCAGAUCAUAUUUGAAUCCACCAUUAUAUUCUAUGAUACUUUCUAUUUUGGUGGCUUGUAUUACUCCUUUACAACAUGAAUUGUUUCAUAAGGAUGGUUUCAUUAACAACACAUUUGCAGAAGCUGUGACUCAAUUAGGUUCUGUAUCAAUUCCAUUAAUUUUGAUCGUUUUAGGUUCAAAUUUAUAUCCAUCAGAUGAAGUUUUCCCAAAGACAAAAAAUCAUAAUAAAUUAUUAGUCGGGUCUAUUGUCGGACGUAUGAUUCUUCCAUCAUGUUUUCUUCUACCUAUCAUCACCAUUGCUGUGAAAUAUAUCAACGUUAGUAUAUUGGAUGAUCCAAUUUUCUUAGUUGUGGGGUUCUUAUUAACUGUAUCACCUCCAGCUAUUCAAUUGACUCAAAUUACUCAAUUGAAUGAGUUCUUUGAAGCAGAAAUGGCAGAUAUUUUAUUCUGGGGUUAUGCUGUGUUAAGUUUACCUGUAAGCAUACUAGUGGUUUCAGUGUCAAUGUAUGUCUUACAAUGGGCUAAUCCUUCAUAA
Maudiozyma barnettii is the source of this 1338-nucleotide messenger RNA. RefSeq lists its product as uncharacterized. Bases 1 to 1338 code for a protein of 445 amino acids. The record is from RefSeq and is a predicted model, not a curated record. Gene Ontology annotation, cellular component: membrane; endoplasmic reticulum. The transcript has a single exon. Lineage: Eukaryota; Fungi; Ascomycota; Saccharomycetes; Saccharomycetales; Saccharomycetaceae. Gene Ontology annotation, biological process: transmembrane transport.